Molecule: messenger RNA, 1827 nt
Organism: Schizophyllum commune H4-8
Lineage: Eukaryota; Fungi; Basidiomycota; Agaricomycetes; Agaricales; Schizophyllaceae
Product: imidazole glycerol phosphate synthase HisHF
Exons: 2
Coding region: 126-1775 (549 amino acids)
Biological process (GO): L-histidine biosynthetic process
Molecular function (GO): oxo-acid-lyase activity; imidazoleglycerol-phosphate synthase activity
Source: RefSeq, a predicted model, not a curated record
GCGCUGAUCCUGCACUGAUCUUGAUCGCACUCGGUUCUUCCCCGUUGACUCAGCCCUGACUCGGCUGGGCCCCGUCCUUGUUCUCUCCUUGUCCAUUCCCUUGUUCUUUACUCUCUACACUCGCCAUGGGACUAUAUCUGCUCGACUACGGCGCGGGCAACGUCCAGAGUCUCGCCAACUCCCUCACAAAGCUCGGCCACACCUUCACCUGGAUCGCCACCCCGGAGGACUUCGACAAGGCUACCAGCCUCAUAUUCCCGGGAGUCGGCGCCUUCGAGACCGCCAUAGAUGGACUCGCCUCCCGCGGUCUGCUCGAACCUCUGCGCGCAUACCUCCGAUCCGGCCGUCCGUAUUUCGGAAUAUGCAUUGGAAUGCAGGUUCUCUUCGCCAGUUCGGCCGAAUGCCCUGGGUCUGCCGGCCUGAACCUCAUCCCCUCCCCCAUAACCGAGUUCGAUUCCUCGGACAAAUCCGUGCCGCACAUGGGAUGGAAUUCGACUACCCGCGUGUUUCCCCAGCAGGGGAUGGACGCGCAGGACUACUACUAUUUCGUCCAUUCGUAUUGCGCAAAGUACGACCCCGUUGCGUACCCCGAAGCCGCGACCUGGGCGCACACUGUCACGCAGUAUGGCCAGGAGCUCUUCAUGUCGACCGUGCAGAAGGGGAACGUCUUUGGCGUCCAGUUCCACCCUGAGAAGUCGGGAGCAGCAGGGCUUGCGCUCCUGGACGAGUGGCUUCGCAAGAGCGAGACGGAGCGCUCAUCACUCUCGGCGACUUCUUGUACGGGAUCAGCGCCGGUCCUAAAGCCAAGUUCGAAACAGACGCUCACCAAGCGCAUCAUCGCAUGCAUGGACGUACGCGCGAACGACCAGGGCGACCUGGUAGUUACCAAAGGCGACCAGUACGACGUCCGGGAAAAGUCUGACAUCAAGACCGACUCCGCUGGCGCAGUACGCAACCUCGGCAAGCCUGUCGCGCUCACAGCCCGCUACUACGAGGCAGGAGCGGAUGAAAUCUGCCUGCUGAACAUCACAUCCUUCCGCCACUCACCUCUACGAGAUCAGCCGAUGCUUGCAGUCGUCCGCGCCGCCGCAGAGACCGUCUUCGUACCGCUCACAAUUGGUGGCGGGAUCAAGGACAGCGUCGAUCCCGAUGGCACCAAACGCACUGCCCUCGAAGUCGCUGGCGUCUACUUCCGCGCUGGCGCAGAUAAGGUCAGCAUCGGGAGCGAGGCAGUCUAUGCUGUGGAGCGCUUGCGGGAACGAGGCGGCCAAGGAGACGGGACGAGCGCAAUAGAGACGAUCGCGAAGGCGUACGGCAGACAAGCGGUCGUCGUCUCCAUCGACCCCAAACGAGCUUACGUGGCCGCGAGCUACGAUGGGCCGCGGAGAGACGAGAUUGUGCGCGGAGAGGACGGCAAGGCGUGGUGGUAUCAGUGCACGGUGUCGGGAGGACGCGAGACAAGAGAUCUGUCAGUCGUCGAACUUGCUCAGGGCGUGGAGAAGCUAGGAGCAGGGGAACUGCUCGUCAACAGCAUCGACCGAGACGGUACCGGAAAAGGCUUCGACCUCGAUUUGCUAUCACUGGUCAAGAAGUCUGUUCACAUACCAGUGGUCGCGAGUAGCGGAGCAGGCGCACCAGGACACUUUGUAGACGUAUUCCGGAAGACGAGUGUAGAGUCCGCGCUCGCCGCAGGUAUUUUCCACCGGGAGGAGGUGCGGAUAGAGGACGUAAAGGCGGCGCUAGCAGCAGAGGGGAUCCCUGUACGACGAGGGUAGAUAUAGAGAAUUGGAAAGAGCUGUCUGAUUUGCACUGGCGCCGCAUGGGGGA